AUGGUGAGGAUUUUGAACGCGAUUGUAUUUCUAAGUUUUAGUAAUACAAAAGUCAGUGGCACAGAAGUUGACGGUUCGAAAACCUUGAAACGCGACAGGAAAGACGGCGUUAAUUAUGUCAACUUUGUUUCGCAUAAAUUUAGUUUUUUGGAUCUGCCACCCUUGUUAUCAGCUCUUGUGAGUACGGUUGGAGAGUGCGGUGUAACGUGUGUUGAUAACCCAUCAUGUUUUUCCUUUAACUGUGCGGCGUUCUCAGAUAACGUGCACAGAAAGAUGUCUUGCCAACUUUUGCCCAGCGAUAAGUACAAUAAAUCAACUAAGUUUUCUUCAAGUCCAACAUUUCAUCAUUACAGCAUAAAGGUAUGUAGAGAGAUAUUCUUGAAUUUUUUCUUCUUGCAUAAUUUUUUGGUGGGAAUAUAUACAGUGUAGAAGAGUUAGCCUGCUAUAUUAUUUAUAUUAUUUAACCUUUUCAGUCUGUAAUGUCAAAGUUCUCAAAAUAGUACUAGUGAAACAUUAAAUUCCGAGCUUUUUAGGCACUGAAAUAGCCAUUUAAAGCAUUCAGUGAAACACUCCGUUUCAAUGUAACAAAUUAUUGCAUGUGGCUGCAGUAGUUGAUGUAUUUAUCGUUUAUCAAUUAGAGAUGCUUGUCUUAACAGAGGUAAGUUAAGUCUUGGAAAAUUUUUCAUUAUCUACUGACAGAGUCGUUGUUCCAGUAAUCCUUGUAUGAACAAUGCAACUUGUGUGGCUAACUACGAUGAUUACAAGUAUUCAUGCGAAUGUGCUCCAGGAUAUUUAGGAAAGGAUUGCGAAGGUGACAUCAAAAUGUUUUUUCUUUAAUUCCGUUUCUUUUAAGACUUAAUUAACUAAGUGAAACGCUGUAAGGAUCUCAUUUACGUCACAUGCUGAGUUCAAGCCUGAGAAUUCUCAGCACUGCAUUCCAUUUUAGCUGUUUAUUUGUUUCACACUUUUGAGUGAUCAAAAUGAAAUUCCUCUCCAAAGUGCAGGGGUGUUAAUGUAAGGUUGACAAGAAAGAAAAAAUCAACUUAUGAAAUUGCUUCACGCAACAUUAACUACUCUGAGCUACCGCAAAUUAUAGGAUUACUGGAUUAUGGACGGUUCUGAAGAACUGCUAUUAUUUAGAUCUUGGGGAUGAAAUAAGUAGCUUUGAUGGCUACAAAUCGAAUAAUUAACCAUAAAAAUGGAAAAUAAGUUCACGAAUUAUCGGUGUGAAUUCAAUAUUCGUAUCCUUAUAAAAUUCUGCAAUACAGAUCACAGAAAUGUACUAAAUAAGAUGAUUUUUGGAAUAUUUGCAUUGAUGUUAAAAUUUGACCACUCAUUCCAUGACCAAUGUAAAAAUGCAUCCCUUUUAAGUCAAUUCGUGAUUCUGUGUCGUUUGCUUUGUCAAGGUAACUCAGCUAUCGUAUUGUUAACGCAAACUUAAAAGUCCUGUUUACAUCAGAGCAAUUUUCAAUUGAGUGUUGAAAGUAAGCCCGUAUUGCAUUGGUUUUGCUUUAGUUGGCUCUGUGAUUGGGCAAGAAAACUCCCCCUACUCUCUCAAACAGUCAGACGCAGAACUAAAACCAACCACAACUUAGUCUCUCACGUUUUCCCGCGCUUUGGGCAGUUUGGUUGGUUUUACUUUCAUGUAAGUUCUUGUUGACUCUUAAAGGUCUCAUCCUUUCUUCCGAUCGGCCGUUGUGGUUACUGCUGUUUUGAUUUUACAAUACUCAAACGAAAAGUGUUCUAAGCUUCGAACCGAAACUACGCUGUCCUUCUACUUUGUACCUCGGUGGAAUUUUACAUCUGAUCGUCGUUUAGAAAGAAUAACAAUAGUUUCAACAAAAUUCCUGCUUUUCUAUUUCUCUCAUGCCGAUAUUAAUGUCAGCUGUUUGGUUUAUCUUUCCUAGAUAUCGACGAAUGUUUCAGUAAUCCAUGUUUGAAUGGAGGACGCUGUGUUGAUGGCAUAAACAAAUAUCACUGCAACUGCCCGUCAUACUUCACCGGACCAAGAUGUGAAACAAUAGGUUAGGUUCACUUCAUCUCACACUCUAGAAGCUUUUACUCAAAGAGCAGUAACGCCAAUAAUAAAGUCUAAUAGCAUGGAAUAAAUCAUCAGCAGGAUGUUAAAGUUAACAAAGCUAGGUGACCUAUGCACUAGAAAUACGUGUAACCGUGACAAAAAUGUUUUUUUUCUCAAUUCUUUCUAUCUAUCUAUAUGUCAAUACUUUAGCACUUGCGGCGUGAGUUGCCGAUCGGAAGUGAAUCAGGAAUUAAAGAAGAGUAGCAAAACCAAAUCAAUUCCGUCAUAGCAUGUACAUUAAUAAAAUCAAAACCAUGUUUAAUGUUCCUUGCAUUCGAAAGCUUUUCAAUCAAGUCUAACUUUAUGGUUUAUUGCUGACAUCUUAAUUCUGCUCCUUUUUUACACCUUGUCCUUGUAACUGCGGUUUGUUUCUCUGUUGCUCCUAAUACAGGGCACAGGGUUGUUGAAAAAGACGUGCGAAAAUCACUCCUUUUCACUUUUCUUAAAAAUACACUGGUAUGUAAGUUGUCAUUUGGGUGAACACAGGCAGCCACGACUCGGACUCGAAGGGGAAAAUCUUUGAUUUUUUGUUUAAAUCCCAAGAUAAUCACAAGAAUUGAAAGGAGAGAAACUAGUGGUAUAGAACGUUUACCUUGUAUUGUAUCUCCAUUAGAUGUGGAUGGUCUUGUCGCGCUCUACCCGUUCAACUCAGCAUACACUACAAAAGACAUGCUGGGUAGUCAGCUUGACGGAAUUGCUUCCAACGUGCAGCUUGCAACUGGACCUAAGGGAAACGCUGGCGGUUCGUAUCGGUUCAUGGGUACAUCUAACAGCUACAUUGAACUACCAAACAGCGGAGGGUUAGAUACGAUGUACUCUUUGACAGUUGUGAUGUGGAUUUAUCCCGAGGGACCAACGGAUGGACCUUUAUUCAACUAUGGGACUUCGACUUCAAAUCUUUGGAGAGUUCAUUUUUGGAUAGGAACUGGUGGAAACUUUUUUUUCCGUCCGGCUGAUAGACAGGGUAAUAUGUAUUCAUCUGUAACAAGCCCUGCAACCUCAGGUCAGUGGCAUUACGUCGCUGUUUCUUACGACUACAACAUUGGAGUGGCUAGACUCUGGAUCGACGGAGUGGAAAAAGGGAAAGAAACUGUUGGAGUGUUUCAAUUAGCUACCGACUUAAAUGUCAGAAUUGGUGUGAAAACUGGUGAUGCCAGAUAUUUUAAGGGAAGAGUCACAGGAAUACAAGUGUAUAACGUAGCACUUAAUCGAGACCAGAUAAUGGCUGUGAAAACGAGAGGGGAAGGCUGA
This is a messenger RNA of Pocillopora meandrina, 3331 nucleotides long. The record is from the annotation of a GenBank genome assembly. NCBI's taxonomy places the organism in Eukaryota, Metazoa, Cnidaria, Anthozoa, Scleractinia, Pocilloporidae.